AUGGCUGACUUCGUUUGGAUAAUUCAACGCUUUGUCUACCUCUAUGGUCGAUUGGUAGGAGUGGUUAACUUUACAGUGGACUGGCGAACAGGCCGAGCGAUGAUCACCCGCUGGGCCACGAUCCAGGCGGCGGUACAAAAUAUCUGUCUGAUCGGUCUGCUGACGUUCCAGCUCCUUCACGGCGAUACGGUACUAUUUACCUUUAAACACGCCAAAUACCUGCACGAGUACGUGUUCCUGAUGGUGACUGCGGUGCGCCAUUGGGCAGUUCUGCUCACGUUGGUCAGUCGAUGGCGACACCGUGGGGACAUCGUACUCAUUUGGAACCGAUUAUUCCGUGCGACUCAGCAAAGGCCUGAUGUGAUACCUCUAUAUCGUCGAAGGCUUAUUUUAAAGUUUAUAUUCGCCGUCCUGUCAGACAAUCUUCAUAUGGUAUUGGAUCUGAGCGCGCUCCGCCAGAAAUUCAGUCCGGCCCUGGCCCUGAAGCUGAUAGUCUGGUACCUGUUCACAACCAUAUUCAAUAUGAUCGUGGCCCAGUAUUACCUGGCCAUGCUGCAAGUCAAUGUCAGCUAUACACUGAUCAAGCGGGAUCUCCGUGAACUGCUGACGGAGACCCAAGCCCUCUGUGGGAGCACCAACCGUCGGGGCGGCGUGUUUGUUACCAAAUGCUGCGCCCUGUCCGAUCGGCUGGAUAGGAUAGCGGAGACACAGUCAAAGCUGCAGGCACUGGUCGACGGAAUGUCGAAGAUAUUCCAGAUACAGAGCUUCAGCAUGACCAUCGUCUACUACCUCUCUACGAUCGGCACCAUUUACUUCGCCUUCUGCACGAUCAAGUACAGCUCCACCGGACUGGGCGCCUCAAACUGGGGACUGCUGCUGAUCGUCCUCUCCACCACCUUCUUCUACGCGGACAACUUUAUCACCAUCAAUAUUGGAUUUAUUAUCAUGGAUUCCAAUCCAGAGCUGAUGAAAAUACUUGAAGAACGAACGUUAUUAUGCGAGGAACUGGAUGAACGCUUGAAGAGCUCGUUUGAGAGCUUUCAACUGCAGUUGGCACGAAAUCCACUGGAGUUCUAUGUAAUGGGUCUCUUUAAGAUUGAUCGCGGCCGCAUUAUGUCCAUGGCAAACGCUCUUAUAACCCAUUCCAUAAUAUUGAUACAAUGGGAAUUGCAGAACAAUUAA
Drosophila persimilis is the source of this 1182-nucleotide messenger RNA. It is a transcript of the gene Gr59c, whose product is annotated as putative gustatory receptor 59c. The record is from RefSeq and is a predicted model, not a curated record. NCBI's taxonomy places the organism in Eukaryota, Metazoa, Arthropoda, Insecta, Diptera, Drosophilidae. Bases 1 to 1182 code for a protein of 393 amino acids. Gene Ontology annotation, molecular function: sweet taste receptor activity. Gene Ontology annotation, biological process: sensory perception of taste. The transcript has 2 exons. Gene Ontology annotation, cellular component: membrane; dendrite; axon.